Molecule: messenger RNA, 6039 nt
Organism: Dunckerocampus dactyliophorus (ringed pipefish)
Lineage: Eukaryota; Metazoa; Chordata; Actinopteri; Syngnathiformes; Syngnathidae
Gene: lrfn5b
Product: leucine rich repeat and fibronectin type III domain containing 5b
Exons: 6
Coding region: 858-3254 (798 amino acids)
Molecular function (GO): protein binding
Source: RefSeq, a predicted model, not a curated record
GUGUGUGUGUGUGUGCAGCCUCCAGUGCUGCUCGCCAUUACCAUUCCGGGCACAGCGCACCUCUGCUCCACACGCAGAAAUGGAGCCGGCUCUGUGGUUGACAGGCGUCCGAGGGCAGGGGGAGGGGAGGAGGAUGAGGAUGCAUGACGGCUGCAACCUUUCAGGCAAUCUGGAUUAACUAGUGAGAGAGAGAGAGCGAGAGAGAGAGAGGAAUUAGGAACAUCUGGCUGCAACCUCCCUCUCUCCAUCCACAAAGGCGUUUUCUAGCUCUCUCUUUUUUUGGGGGGGUGGGUGGGAGUGUUUGGGGGGUGGUGCGCAGUGGAAGAGGCGAUCCCGCUCAGCCUCCAAAGAAGCCUCAGCGGGACCCUGCAGCGUGAGCUCGUCCGCGCCGUGCAAUGCUCCCGUCGCUCCAUCCUCCUCCUCCUCUUCCUCUUCUUCUUCUUCUUCUUCUUGAAGGGCAUCGACGGGCUGCCAAGGCCGGACACAUGUCAGCGCAAGCCGAGCCAGCGCGUCCGGGACUAAAUUCAAUUCUCCUCUCCCUCCCGUUGCUCGUCUUCUCCGCUGGGAAGGCGCUCCUCUUCUGACUGAUGUGUCCCCGGCAAGGCGCUGACUGACCCCCUGCUUACAAGCCGGACUCGCCAGCGACUGACUCUAUUUCCAACCCAGCACAAAGAAACCAAAUGCUCCUUCUUGAAGGGAGGAUUUCUCCGAGUGAAUUCCCCAGCAAGACAAAUUAAUGUUUAAUAGAGAUGACAGAGCUCGUUCGGGUUGCUUUGCAGUCUUCCGCUGCUCGAUAAACCGUUUCCCUCUAUCUGUCUCUCUCUUUUUGCCUUAUCUUUGCAGGCGUAACAACGUGAAUGACAAGUCCAAUGGAGACCCUCCUGCUUUAUCUGAUUGUCCUCUGUGCGGCUGUCAGGGCCCACAAAGUUCAAGUCUGCCCGAGGCGCUGCAUGUGCCAGGUGCUUAACCCCAACCUGGCCACGCUGUGCGGCAAGAAGGGGCUGCUCUUUGUGCCCCCCAACAUCGACAGGCACACCGUGGAAAUGCGACUGGGCGAUAAUUUUGUGACCAGCAUCAAGCGCAAGGACUUUGCCAACAUGACCAAGCUGGUGGACCUGACGCUCUCCCGCAACACCAUCGGGACCAUCGUGCCCAACGCUUUUAAAGACCUGGAGAACCUGCGAGCACUGCACCUGGACAGCAACCGGCUGACGCGCAUCACCAACGACACCUUCAGCGGCAUGUCCAAGCUGCACCACCUCAUCCUCAACAACAACCAGCUGACCUACAUCCAGAUCGGGGCCUUCAAUGACCUGACGGCGCUGGAGGAACUGGAUUUGUCUUACAACAACCUGGAGAGCAUCCCCUGGGUGGCUAUCCAGAGAAUGUCCAGCCUCCACACCCUCAAUUUGGACCACAACAUGCUCAGCUACAUCCCCGAGGGCACCUUCUCGGGUCUGCAGAAGCUCAAGAGGCUGGACGUGACCUCCAACAAGCUGCAGAAGCUUCCUCCGGAUCCCAUUUUCCAAAGAGCAGGCGCCCUGGCCACUUCAGGGAUCAUGGGGCCCACGUCGUUCGCGUUGAGCUUCGGAGGGAACCCGCUGAGAUGCAACUGCGAGCUGCUCUGGCUGCGGAGAUUGCUACGAGAGGAUGACCUGGAGACCUGCGCUUCACCGCAGCACCUCGCCGGACGCUAUUUCUGGUCCGUGUCGGAGGAAGAGUUCCUGUGCGAGCCUCCUCUCAUCACCAGGCACUCUCAGGAGCUGCGAGCUUUGGAGGGUCAAAGCGUCACGCUGCGCUGCAAAGCCCGCGGCGACCCGGACCCCAUCAUCCACUGGAUCGCCCCCGACGGGCGCCUCAUGUCCAACUCCUCCCGGGCCACGGUCCACACCGACGGCACACUGGACAUCCUCAUCAGCACCGUCAAGGACUCAGGUUCUUUCACCUGCGUGGCCUCCAACCCAGCCGGCGAGGCCCAGCAGAAGGUGGACCUGCUCAUCGCCAAACUCCCUCACAUCACCAACAACACGGCCGCCGAGCGGGAGCCCGACCCCGGGUCGUCGGAUAUUGCCACGGUGACCAAGACGGGGGCGGAGGGGCCGGGCGGGGUGCCUCUGGGGAAUGCCAAGACGAGCCAAGAGAGGAAGGUGGUCAUCGCCGAGGCCACGUCCAACUCAGCCAUGGUCCAGUUUCAGUUUCAGAGGAACAUUCCGGGGAUCCGCAUGUUCCAGAUCCAGUAUAACGGGACCUAUGAUGACUCUCUAGUCUACAGAAUGAUCCCGCCGACCAGCGAGAACAUCCUGCUGAACAACCUGGCGGCAGGGACACAGUACGACCUGUGCGUCCUGGCCAUCUACGACGACCAGGUGACCUCCCUGACCGCCACCCGGGUCAUCGGCUGCGCCCACUUCACCACUGAGCCGCAGUACCUGAGAUGCCAUUUCAUGCAGUCGCAGUUCCUGGGCGGAACCAUCGUGGUCAUCAUCGGGGGGAUCAUCGUGGCCUCCGUGUUGGCUUUUAUCAUCUUUCUCAUUGUGCGCUACCGGGUGUGCAACCAAGGAGACACGGACAAGGCCCUGGAGAUGGGUGACAUACGUUCCCUGAGCAGUGACGGACAGCUUCAAGGCUGCGGGCUUCCCAAAUCUCUCUCCAAGCAGGUCCUGCGUCCGGAGAAGAACGACAAGGACUGUCUCAGAGUUGCAUUGCCGCCGCUGGAGCCAGCCAAGCAGCGAACGGCUGCCACUGCAACCGCCGCCAACGCCGCAACCAAACCCUGCGUCCCCGACUGUACCGUGUCCACCUCGGCUGCCAGCCACAGUUGGCACCCGGCAUCACCGGGUGCCCCCAGGGUGAAACGUUCCAUGACGCCGUCCAAACCGUCCGAGGUCCGCCUGGCAGACAUUGAACUCAACAAUGUGAACCGCAAUAACUCCUCGCAGAUGCCGCCUGUCGUGGCCCGAGUCACGCCCGGACAAUGGACUGCGGCUCCCAGGGUUCCGCGAGCCCGCCAGGCACCACGACACUACAUGACUGUGCCCGCCGGGGGUGUGAGGCUGAACCGCAGACACUCCCUGAAUGUGGACUCAUCCAGGGAGCGCUUGUACGUGGCGUACCCCAAAACAGGAGCCAGCCUGCGCUCCAAGCGAAGCCUGUCCAUGAGCGGCGAGCUGCCGCAGCUGCAAAGCGUAACAAACAUUCACCGGGCUCGCGACAAGCUGUGCAGGUCUGAGUGGCUUCUGGAGAGCACUUUAUGAUUUGGAGUUUACUGCUUGCAUCCUUUGUUUUUUUGGGGGGGGGGAUUUGUGGCCUGUUGUGGAACUGCCCUGAAGGUCGCCCGCACAACUCAAAGGGAAUAUUAUGGCUUCACUUUUGUUUUAUACACUAUAACCUAUCAAUGUCUUCUUCGUAAGGGACUUUGGGCGGACCAAGAAAAGCACAAGUGUAUAAAAGAACUCCUAUACAAAUGUUUAGCUGUGUGUAAACGAAUGCAGUAACCUGCACACGCUGGACGAUAACAAAGACGGGGUUGUCGUGCCCUAAAGACAGACAGCAAGCACACAUACUUGUGACCUUGGCGCUGGUUUUCAGAGAGAUAAUGAAUGUGCUUUACAUCCCAGACGCAGCACAAUGCAGCAUUUUUUGUGGCACACGUUGACUCAGCCUUGAUACUGCCCUCCGGUUUGAAUCGAUCAAAUCGUUUCUAUCAUUUAAUUACACAAAGACCCGAGAAACGCUUUGAAUGACGACUGGCGCAGACGCAACGCCCCACGGGGCGAGAGGAGGAGUGAUGUCGGCGUUCUGCGUGGAUGAGACAUUUCCAUGCUUCUUCUUCUUUUUUUUUUAUAUAUUAUUUUUUUCCACGUAUUAUCAUGACAUGCUGAUGUAAAUGAACUUGUAAGCGGAACGACCAUUGCAGGUAUCGGAUUGAUUUUGCUGUUGUUUCUGUUUGAUGUUUAACAGUCCAAAUAAACCAGUGAUACAAGGGACAUUCCAUGUGUGAUGUCCAGCACUCCAGUAUGUACCCUUGUUGCUUUGCAGUCGCCAUGGGGCGCCGGUUCCAGAAGCAAAAACAAGUUCCCGCCAAUUUCUCUGGAGCUGUCAAUCCCGAUCAGGCUCAUGUUUCUACCGCAGGGUUUGUCGGCGGGAUGACUACAUCAGCUUCGGAAAUCGUGAGACAUCAUGUCAACAAAUCCCAUUAAUUAGAUGACUCCAUACUGAGUCAAACCAUAUUUUCUUUGAAAUGGUGUUCUUCCCAUUCCAGUGAUGUCAACUAGGGCCGAGCGCCACCCUAUCAGGUAGCGCACCACCACUUACAGAUCAAAGUUUGACAACAGCAGUGCAGAAACUGAAAUCUAAGCAAGACCGAAUAUCUCAAAUCAAGGUCAAGGGUAUGUUUUGGGCUAUUUGUUCCUUAUUACGUUAGAACAACUUGGUAAUAUGUACUAAAAACUGAGACAGCGUAACCACUCACCACUUGGAAUUUUACGGCUUCACUCUAUCACGGUUUUUCAAAAAUAUAUCAAGAAAUCAUUUUCAGUGUUGUGGGGGAAUUAUGGCCUCUUACUAUCCAUCCAUCCAUUUUCUAUACCGCUUCUUCCUCAUUAGGGUCGCGGGGGCAUGCUGGAGCCUAGCCCAGCUGACUUCGGGCGACAGGAGGGGUACACCCUGGACUGGUGGCCAGCCAAUGGCAGGGCACAUAUAGACAAACAACCAUUCACACUCACAUUCAUACCUAUGGACAAUUUAGAGUCGCCAAUUAACCUCACAUGCAUGUUUUUGGAAUGUGGGAGGAAACCGGAGUACCCGGAGAAAACCCACACACACACGGGGAGAACAUGCAAACUCCACACAGAAAUGCCCAGGGGAGAAUCCAACCAAGCAUCGAUCUCCAAGCUGUUCCUGUGUUGGCCAACGUGCUAACCACUAGACCUCCGUGCGGCCCGGCCUAUUACUAGUCUAGCCGAUUACUCGUCCAAAAAUAAUAUACAUAUCUAAGCAAAUGUCUUCAUAUCUUUUGCCUAAAUUGAGCAUUUUCAAACAUAAACAUGGCUAAUUAAAGUAAAAUACAAAUAUAAGGCAUUCAAAAGACACCUUCAAAGAUGUGAUGAUAUGUACAGUGUUAUUCCACACUGGUCACUCAGUGUCACUAAUGAUGACUAAUGUCUUAUUAUGUCUACUACAUGUAUAUUGGGUAAUAGGAGUGUAAAAGUGACUGUAGGGGUGUUAUUUCAUGUUUAGAGGGCUCUAAUCAUGUCAAAAAGCAUAUUUAGAAGGUGGUAAACAGGUUUUCUGUGCUCUGACUACAAAAGUACUACUUUGUGGAAAUGGACUUAUCACGGUCGGGUCUGGAACCGGUUAACCGCCAUAAAGGAGGGAAUAUUGUACUACUAAAAAUAAGCAGAAUAUCUAACCCUGCAGAAGAUGUUGCUUGCCGGAACUUUACUGGUUUCAAACAGUUCAUAAAAUAUUUUUUCUUGCUGCUGUGAUUAUUUUGCUCAUUUUAAAGCAUAUCUCAUAUUUGAGUGUAUAUGACUUAAAAGAAGCUAACUGAUCCGACAUAGAAAGUGCCCGCUAAGACAAAAUGUGCUUGUUUAUCCGAAAUAAGGAUUUGUGACCUCGACUCGAGGUAUUUAAUCUUGCUUAGAUGUCAGUGUUUGCAGCGUAGCGCGCUGGACGGAACCCAGCUGCACUGUUUGUUGAUUUUAGUUGAAUGGAUUUGCUAUUGCGAGACGUGUUAGUGUUUGAAAAGUUUUGAAGGGCACCAAUAUAAUGUGUCUCAGUUAUACCGCUUGUUGGGCGCCCUACCUACAGUAGGGUGCUACAGGGUGUGGGUAGUAGGCUAGUAGGGUGCUGGGUAGUGCUACAGUGCCAAAAGGGCGGUUGGCUAAUUGGUGGACAGAUGAAGGUGGCUUUCACGACGCAAACUAAACAAAAAACAAAGACAUCAACAAAGAUGUCCUCCGUUGUUUCUUACUUUGUUUACUGUGAGGCCUUUUUGUUGAAUUCAUGGCCGCCUUGCACGGUGUGAUGUCACACCAU